AUGUCUCUACACUUGUUUUGUUUAUUCAACACUCUCUUCUUUUUCAAGAGGUGUCCCAUCUUCAUGGAACCACAGAAUCUAACUGGUGUCUCAGAAUCCUUCCUCAUGGGACUCUCAGAUGACCUGGAACUACAGCCCCUUCUCUUUGGGCUGUUCCUGUCCAUGUACCUGGUCACUGUGCUGGGGAACCUGCUCAUCAUCCUGGCUGUCAGCUCUGACCCCCACCUCUACACACCCAUGAACUUCUUCCUUUCCAACCUGUCCUUGGCUGACAUUGGUUUCAGCACCACUACGAUCCCCAAGAUGCUGUUGAACAUUCAAACACACAGUAGAUCUGUCACCUAUGCAGACUGCCUAACUCAGGUAUCCUUUUUUUUCCUAUUUGGAUGUUUGGACAAUCUACUCCUGGUGAUGGCAUAUGACCGGUUUGUGGCCAUUUGUCACCCCCUGCACUACCCAGUCAUCAUGAACCCAUGCCUCUGUGGCUUUUUGGUCCUCGUGUCAUUUUUCAGCAGCCUUUUGGACUCUCAGAUUCACUAUUUGAUGGUGUCACAACUUACCUUCUGCACAAGUGUGGAAAUUCAUCAUUUCUUUUGUGAUGCACCUCAACUUCUCCACCUUGCCUGUUCUGAUACGUCCAUCAAUACCAUACUAAUGUAUUUCAUGGGGGCCAUUUUUGGUGGCGUUCCACUCUCAGGGAUCCUUUGCUCUUAUACUCGAAUUGUUUCCUCCAUUCUGAGAGUCCCAUCAACAGGCGGGAAGUACAAAGCCUUUUCUACCUGUGGCUCUCACCUGUCAGUUGUUUGCUUGUUUUACGGAACAGGUCUUGGGGUAUACCUCAGUUCAUCUGUCUCCCCCUCCCCUAGGAAGGGUGCAGUGGCGUCGGUGAUGUACACUGUGGUCACCCCAAUGCUGAACCCCUUCAUCUACAGCCUGAGAAACAAGGAUAUCAAGAGAGCACUGUGGGGGAUUAUCAGCAGGACAGACUAA
This is a messenger RNA of Panthera uncia (snow leopard), 990 nucleotides long. RefSeq names its product olfactory receptor 7E24-like. NCBI's taxonomy places the organism in Eukaryota, Metazoa, Chordata, Mammalia, Carnivora, Felidae. Gene Ontology annotation, biological process: G protein-coupled receptor signaling pathway. Gene Ontology annotation, cellular component: membrane. Gene Ontology annotation, molecular function: G protein-coupled receptor activity; olfactory receptor activity. The record is from RefSeq and is a predicted model, not a curated record.